AACCUUAUUCUUAGGGCAGGAAUAAGGGGAUAUUCUUUGUUGCCAUUGAUCUAAACAAGCCCUUGUUAGAACAAGGCCCGUUUGAUGUUGUCUUGCAUAAGUUGCCAGGAAAAGAGUGGCGUGAGAUUAUUGAGGUUUGUGAUCUCCGAAUACCUCCACCUGCUUUCUGAUUGUACUAGAAAUAUUUUCUUGUGAACUUUUGAUGCACCCAUUUAUGGCAAGGCAUGAAAUCAGUGGCAUCUGUCAAUGCUGGUAAUUAAGUUUGAAAUGGUGGUGGAUGGCUGGAUAAUCUAAUUUCCUGGAUUCUUAAAAGCUUAUUAUCUUAUGACAUCAUUUGCAGAGUUUAUGCUCUCCUCCUCAUCAUGAUCAGAUAUUUGAAAUUAGUCUUUCAAGUAUUCCAGCAAGUGAGGAUUUAUUCUUGCGAUUAACCUAAAUAAUAUGAAUAGGCAUUGUUGGACUUUGUUUUCAAUAGAAAAAAACUAGUAUCCCCUUAAGACUUAUUAGAGAAGAGUAAUGCUACCGAUUCCAUAGGUUGAUAUUCCCUUGAUUUAGGCCUAUCUAACUUGGAAAAUUAAUCUAUAAUCAGACACAUUAGCACAGGAUAAAGGAAAGAAAACCAGGAAAGUAUCACAAGAUACAUUCUUAAUCUCAUUGGGAGGGAGACAUAGUAAUUUUAUUUUAACUUUUGAUCUGCUUUCUCUUUGAUGAUUAAUCAUGCUUCUAUUACUUGCCAUUUUUUUGUCUUUGUAUUAAUAAUAUUUUCUUUACAACAUCUGAAUAGGGAAACAUAACUUCCUCUAAAGGGAUGAAAUAUGAAGCAGUGUUGUUAAAUAGCGGCGCUAUAACUCUGCGGAAUUGGAACAAAUUGCAAUUGUUCUAUGAUAUCCAAUUUAGUACAAAAUGGUGUCAAAUAGAGUAUGGUGGUGCUAUAGCGCCGCUGUGCAGAGGAAUUUGAUCAAAUCACUAGUUUCUGCAAUUUACGAUUGACAACACUGAUAUGAAGUCUACUGUUUGAUUAGGUUUUUCAUUAUGGUCUCUCUACUGUCCUAUACCGUUCAUUUACCGGAUGGCCUAGAAUAUUGGCAAUGGCAAACUUGGUCAAUUUUGUCAGUAUUGAGAACAAAGAGCUUUUUUCUUUGAUACAUUAUUUUCCAUAUUUACUAAUAUUUUGGAAAAGAUAUAAUUCGUUUGGAAUUAUUCUUCAGUCAGUAUUCAUGCUUCCUUUGUAUCUAAAGAGUAAAGAAUGAUGCUUAAAAAACGGACAACACAGUGCCAUAAACUGUCCAGUAUCUACCAUGGCGGGGUACGGAGAAGGGUCGGACCCACUGUGGAUCUAUUGUAAGCAGUCUUCUCUUGUAUCUGCUACUUCUUCGUCCCACGACAGCAACUUCAACUGUUGUGCUAGGGCUAUUACGCUAAAGAGUGAACCGUCCACACCAAAUUUCUUAAAGUACAUGAAUGCCUAUAGUUGGAGUUUAUAAUAUUCCAAUAUUGCUAAUCAUCAAAUCAAUUGUCUCUGGUAAUCUUAUAAUAUCCAACAUUUAUAUUAUAUGUAAUAGUAUAAUACUAUCAGCCUGGAAGGAACAAAAGAGGAGAGCUUUUGAGUUCUAACAAAUGGUUUAGUAUUGAAAAAAAUCUUUCUCUGUAAUCUCUUGAGAAGAUGAAUUUACAGCCUUAGUCAUAUUUGUCAGAGUUAAAAUUUUCUGGAUUUCAGGCAUAAACAUCCCGAAGUUACCAUCCUUGACCCUCCAGAUGCAAUUCAACAUUUGCUCAAUCGACAAUCCAUGCUACAAAAUGUGGCAGAGCUAAACCUAUCCGACUGCCACGGCAAGGUUGGGGUUCCACAGCAAUUAGUUAUCACUAAAAACCCAUCUACUAUCAUCAAUGAAGUCACUAAGGCUGGAAUGAAGUUACCAUUAGUUGCUAAACCGUUGGUUGUGGACGGGAGUGCCAAGUCACACGAACUGUGUAUUGCUUAUGAUGAAGUGUCACUUUCAAAGCUUGAACCUCCACUUGUUCUUCAAGAGUUUGUCAAUCAUGGUGGUCUCCUCUUUAAGAUUUAUAUUGUUGGGGAAACUAUAAAGGUUGUGAGGCGUUUCUCUCUACCUAAUGUUAGUAAACAUGAGCUGUUGGAUGUUGAUGGUUUAUUCCGAUUGCCAAGAGUUUCAUGCGCAGCAGCUUCUGCAGAUGAUGCUGAUUUGGAUCCAAAUAUUGCAGAACAUCCACCAAGACCUUUAUUGGAGAGGCUUGCAAGGGACCUCCGUUGUAGACUGGGACUCCGCUUGUUCAACAUUGAUAUGAUACGGGAACACGGGACAAAGGAUGUGUUUUACGUCAUUGAUAUCAAUUACUUUCCGGGGUAUGGAAAAAUGCCAGAGUAUGAGCACAUAUUUAUAGAUUUCCUACUUAGCCUUGUGCAGAAUAAGUGUAAAAAGAGGGAUGGUACUUAAACCAAGGGAAGUGAAUAGAUUGAUCCAUUCAACUUGUUUGUAAUGUCACUGAAGCCUCAUUAAAAUUUGUUAAAUGGGUUAUCAAGGGUACCUGUUCUCUCCCUCUCUCAGUCACUCACUGAUAAAAAGCCUUUGUUGCAACAUUAGUGAUGAACUUUUAUUGCUGCAAGAUAAUUAUGUGGUUGUUAAUUUUCUCGUUGGUUACAUCUAACUUUCAUUCCACUGUCGAGUUCGGCAAUAAACUCUAAAGCAAGUGGAAACAAGAUUGUGCUGCAAUUUCACUAGAUUAUAAUUUUAAUUUUUCGUUUGUCCUAA
Messenger RNA from Trifolium pratense (red clover), 2765 nucleotides. Its product is annotated as inositol-tetrakisphosphate 1-kinase 3-like. The transcript is spliced from 11 exons. Gene Ontology annotation, molecular function: magnesium ion binding; inositol-1,3,4-trisphosphate 6-kinase activity; inositol-3,4,5,6-tetrakisphosphate 1-kinase activity. Lineage: Eukaryota; Viridiplantae; Streptophyta; Magnoliopsida; Fabales; Fabaceae. Gene Ontology annotation, cellular component: cytoplasm. Gene Ontology annotation, biological process: inositol trisphosphate metabolic process. The record is from RefSeq and is a predicted model, not a curated record. Bases 1785 to 2450 code for a protein of 221 amino acids.